AUACUACGUUGUGGUUGCCACGAAAACCUGCCUGAUUAUUUCCACGUUUUGUGCAGCAGCUUCAGUCACAGGAUCGACUAUUGAAAAGAAUAUUUAGGUGGGCGUUAGUGGUAUUGGUUCAAGUUUUUCAAACUGGCGUACGAUCAACGUAAACAAGGCACUUACAUGGGACCGGCGACGAGCGACGAAGAGGACAGGACCAAUCGCUUCUUGGCUUCCAAUGGUUCUGAUGCUGGUUCCGGGUCAGGACGAGAACGUGCGGCCAGCCAGCCGCCGCGUACGCCAGGACAGCAACAUUUCUUCUCUUCGCCGUCGCAGCAGCCCUUCGUGCCAUCAAGCAUCAACGUCGUCAGUUCACCUUGGUCGAACCAGCGACUAUUGAGUCCGACCCGUCAGAUGGCUACCCGGAGUUCGUCCUUCUCGAAUACAAAUCCACAACAGAGCCAGUUCGGAACGGCCAUGAGGGAGAGAAGCUUUCCUUCAACUUUUGAGGACGACGAGUCUGAACUCGAGAGUUUUGACGAGCGGUAUAUCCCAACUUCGCUUUCGAGGGGCAGGACCUACGCCCAGGAUAUCUCACGCAGUCGUUCUCAGUCGCUUGCCGCAGGAAGGCCUACUCCGAUAGGCAGCCCGUAUGUUGCUACUCCAAGCAUGGCGAGCUGGAACGAGUCCCUGUUAUCCAACCCGGUCAACAUACCCGGUCGAUACGGCGACAUGAAACCACCAGGCUCUAGCCGGUAUGGUUCAAUGGGUAGAUCCCCUAUCAACAUUAACGCUUCUUCUCCUUCCCGGUUUGUUAGAUAUGACAUCUCGAAUAUGAGCCCGUUCGUCCGCGACGUGGGUCAGAUUUUGUUGGAUGACGGGUCUGCAUUCAGAGAGUUAUGGUCCGGGAUGAAUCCUCCGAGGGGUGAGAAUGGUGGCGGUGGCGGCGGCAGUGGGACGGCCAGUCGAAGGCAUAGCGUCAGUGUCGUACAGCCAAGGCGAGGAGCAAUUGUUGGUUUCAAUGCUCCAGGCGUGGAGGAUGUCGACGAUCAGCCAUCGUUUUCUUCUGUCAAUAACUAUGGCCACGGUGGACUUAUGUUAUCGGAUGAAGAUCUUGCGGGCGACCUCGGACGGCUUAACAUUAACGAUGGUCAGUCUCCAUCCCAGCCGACGAGCCAACCGUCUUCUCUGCCUAUCUACGCGCCUCUGUCUCGCAGUCCGCCCUCCAACGAAUUUGCGUUUCCACCGAUCAAUGUGAGCAAGCUGUCGCCUAGUGAUGGAAGUGAGGAGCAAUUUGAGUCACGCUACCGACAGCAGCAGACGACGCCUCAGCAGCAGCAGCAGCAGCAACAACAACCCUCACGGGAGCUUCACACGGCUAGGUUUAUUCCAGGGCAAGGGAUUCAAUACUAUCCUCAGACGACCAGCUUCUCUUCUCCCACGCGUGCACGAGCCCCUUCCUACUCCAACACUGUUGCCUCGCCGACCUCGACUCGAGCGCCGCCGCCGCAAAGCCAGCCGAUCCACCACCGGCUUCCUUCUUCGGAGCAUGAGCUUGGAAAGGGUCUGCCCCUCCACUCGGUGCCGUCUUCGUGGCCGCUAUACAUCGUGGAGUUUAAGGCGGGUCGAACAGAUCUUUUCUACCUUACGGAUCUGUCACAGGAGAUUCGCGUGGGUGAUUUGGUGAUGGUGGAGGCUGAUCGAGGAAAGGAUUUGGGCAAGGUGGUCAAUGAUAGUAUUACGGUCGAGGAGGUGGAGGCAUUCCAGAGAGAUAGACAGGGCAGGGACGAAGAGGAAGGCCCUGUGAGUCCUGGAGGGAGCGGAGGAGGCAGUAGUGGUGGUUCGAAGAAGGAGAUUAACCCAAAAAUGAUCUAUGGCAAGGCGUCCACGCAUGAUGCUCAGCUGUUAAUGUCCAAGAUGCAAGACGAGGCUAAAGCGCUGCAGCUGUGCCAGAGCAAGGUGCGCGCCAAGAAGCUGCCGAUGGAGGUCGUCGACGCCGAGUAUCAGUGGGACCGGCGCAAGUUGACGUUCUACUUUAUUGCGGAGAAGAGGAUCGAUUUUAGGGAGCUCGUCAGGGAGCUGUUCCGGUUGUACAAGACGAGGAUAUGGAUGGCUUCCCUUCAAGGAGGCAGCUACGAGCAGUAAUCACGCGCGCAACAAUGAUGACUAUACCACCACCACCACCACCACCAACGUUUCUCGCACACUCAAAACUUUUUGUCUUCCCUCCGCUUUUCCUUCGUAUUAUUCUUGGUAUAUAUAUAUUUCUUAGGCAUAUUUGGAUAGACCAUGCAUGCACUCUAUUCUAUCUAUUAUAUUCUUUCUUGUUCUGUACUUGUAUAUGUAUAGUUCGCCUUUUUUUUCCCCCUCUGUCUCCCCGCUUUACUGGCUCAUGG
Guyanagaster necrorhizus is the source of this 2378-nucleotide messenger RNA. RefSeq names its product PSP1-domain-containing protein. Gene Ontology annotation, cellular component: cytoplasm. Bases 166 to 2127 code for a protein of 653 amino acids. Lineage: Eukaryota; Fungi; Basidiomycota; Agaricomycetes; Agaricales; Physalacriaceae. The transcript is spliced from 5 exons. The record is from RefSeq and is a predicted model, not a curated record.